Molecule: messenger RNA, 387 nt
Organism: Cinclus cinclus
Lineage: Eukaryota; Metazoa; Chordata; Aves; Passeriformes; Cinclidae
Gene: RPL37
Product: ribosomal protein L37
Exons: 4
Coding region: 45-338 (97 amino acids)
Biological process (GO): translation
Cellular component (GO): cytosolic large ribosomal subunit; ribosome
Molecular function (GO): RNA binding; structural constituent of ribosome
Source: RefSeq, a predicted model, not a curated record
AGCGGGGCGGGGCGCGGCCUCUUUGGUGCUGGCGGCCGGCGAAGAUGACGAAGGGUACAUCAUCGUUUGGUAAGCGACGAAAUAAGACACACACCCUGUGUCGUCGAUGUGGGUCCAAGGCGUACCAUCUGCAAAAAUCGACCUGUGGGAAGUGUGGUUAUCCUGCUAAGCGUAAGAGAAAGUAUAACUGGAGUGCAAAGGCUAAAAGACGCAACACCACUGGUACUGGUCGCAUGAGGCACCUGAAAAAGGUCUACCGUCGAUUCAGGAAUGGAUUCCGUGAGGGAACCACACCGAAGCCCAAGAGAGCAGCUGUUGCAGCCUCCAGUUCAUCUUAAAGACUCAUCUAUUUCUUAAAAUAAAUGGUCUUAUCCAGAAAAUCUGUCA